Molecule: messenger RNA, 461 nt
Organism: Hibiscus syriacus
Lineage: Eukaryota; Viridiplantae; Streptophyta; Magnoliopsida; Malvales; Malvaceae
Product: sulfite exporter TauE/SafE family protein 4-like
Exons: 3
Coding region: 9-413 (134 amino acids)
Biological process (GO): protein ubiquitination
Cellular component (GO): Cul4A-RING E3 ubiquitin ligase complex
Source: RefSeq, a predicted model, not a curated record
CUGAUUUGAUGUUGGUGUUUUCAGUUUCCAGUACAGUAAUGGUAUUUGGAUAUGAAGCAACCAAAUUGCACAAAGAACAAAAGAAUAGGAUGAGGAGAGGGAACAGUGAAGCCAUAUGUGAAGCUUCGAUUGAAUGGAGUCCAUUGAGCAUUACAUUUUGUGCAGUGUGUGGCAUCUUGGGUGGCACCGUGGGGGGCUUGCUCAGCUCUGGUGGAGGUUUCAUUUUGGGUCCUAUUCUCCUGGAGAUUGGUGUCAUUCCACAGGUUGCCAGUGCAACAGGGACAUUUGUCAUGAUGUUCUCUUCAUCGUUAUCUGUACUGGAAUUCUAUCUGCUCAAGAGGUUCCCUAUCCUCUACGCUUUGUACUUGACGGGAGUAUCUAUUUUGGCGGGCUUUUGGGACAGUACAUUAUAAGAAAAAAAUAAUAUUAAUCCUAAAAAGAGCUUCCAUUAUCGUCUUCAU